UAAAACAAUUUAAUGCAAAGUCAAACUCUUGUCGUUGGAGUGAGGGUAGUCGCUAACUUGACUUGCGGAGAACCUAUUACAAACACUAAGGAGGCAACCGUUAACUUAUCCCGUUAACUUAUUAGUAUUCCUCCACAUUCCGUUCACGUCUCUUCCAAGAAUCUAUAUCUCUACAUUAACCAAUCCCCACACACCAUUUCCCCAUCACCCACAAUUCCACAAACAUCAAAUCAAAUGGAUCCUUCUCAUCCCUCCGCCUCCAACUCAUCACCGCCACCACCGCCACCGCCACCACCAACGGAAUACCCACCGGAACCCCUCACCGAACGCGUCCUCCGCGCACUCGAACACCGCCUCCGUCUCCUGCACCGCUCCAACUCCGACUUCUUUGUCUUGGGUGCCACCGGAAACGUCUACACGGUGAACCUCUCCCCGGCCCCAACUUGCUCGUGCCCCGACCGCACCACCCCUUGCAAACACAUCCUCUUUGUCUACAUCCGCGUCCUCUCUGUCUCCCUAGACGACCCCUGCCUAUGGGGCACCACCCUCCGCCCGAACCAGCUCACCCGUCUCCUCUCAGCUCCUGUCUCAUUCGAUGCCGUUGCGGGUGUCGCCAUCCGGCAACGCUUCCAGGAGAUGUAUCUCCAGCGUGCCGCCACCCACCCGGACGGGAAGGUGCCCCCGGUUCGGGCAGAGGAAGGGGCCGCGUGCCCCGUGUGUCUAGAGGAGAUGGGGAGGGAGGAUCGGAAACUGGUGGCGUGUGCCACGUGUAAGAAUCCGAUUCAUGAAGACUGUUUGUUGGCUUGGAAGAGGAGUAGUAGGAGAAGGUCUACAAGUUGUGUGAUAUGUAGAGCACGGUGGAGAGACCGAGCUGAACAGGAAAAGUAUAUUAACCUCUCGGCUUAUGUUACCCAAGAUGAAGAAAACAUUCUUCAUGAUCAACAUGCUGGUGCUCAAGAUGACUGUGAGCUGAAUGUAAAUUAAUAGAGGUAGUAGUUCCAGUUUCUUGUUUCAUGGGAAUUAAUUAAUAUUAAUAUUCAUUUAAUUGAAAUGUAAAUUUGAACAUCUAUUGUUUCUUAUGUAAAUAAAUAUGAGUGAUCAAACAAUUCAUGAA
Molecule: messenger RNA, 1114 nt
Organism: Helianthus annuus (common sunflower)
Lineage: Eukaryota; Viridiplantae; Streptophyta; Magnoliopsida; Asterales; Asteraceae
Product: mitogen-activated protein kinase kinase kinase 1
Exons: 1
Coding region: 235-984 (249 amino acids)
Molecular function (GO): ubiquitin protein ligase activity; zinc ion binding
Source: RefSeq, a predicted model, not a curated record